AUGGCCGACCCUGGUCCAGAGGCAGAGAAGGAGUAUCAACUUCCCCCCACCGACCCGGCCACCGCUGCCGCUGUCGACAAUGCGCGCCCCGACCAACCGCUCGAGCAUGAUGGCAAGAAAGAGGAGGAAGACCGCAUUGAGAUCACCGCCUGCAGCAAGCCCUCCGACUCGAGUCAUGUCGGGUCCGACCUGGCUCAGGAUGGAGGAGAUACGCGCCAGGGACUUCAACAUACCAAGAGCUCUGCUACAACAACCAGCGCCAUGUCGAGGACCUACUUCCAGAUUGAGGCUCCUCUCGUGAAGAAAGCCUGGUACGAGAAGAUUAAUCCUUUGAGAUGGGGGGCGAUACCGCCGGUGCCAGAGACGCGCAGCGUGUCCAGGGAAUACAACGCGUCAUUCUUGAGUUUGGUCUACUUCCAGUGGAUAGCACCAUUAAUGAAUGUCGGAUACAGACGACCCAUUCAACAGAAUGACAUCUGGAUCGUGAACCCUGAUCGAUCAGCGGACGUCCUGACCGCGAAGUUGCAGGCUUCUUUCAAGAAGAGGGUGGCACGAGGGGAUCGAUACCCCCUACUGUUCGCGAUGCACGAGACGUUCAAGGUGGAAUUCUGGAUUGGCGGUACCUGUCAGUUCUUUGCCAAUAUCUUCCAAGUUAUGUCUCCGUUCACUCUUCGAUACCUGAUCCAAUUCGCCGAGGACGCCUAUAUUGCACAGACCGAGGGGAAGCCUCCACCAUCGAUUGGAAAAGGACUGGGGCUAGUCUUUGGAAUCACAGCCAUGCAAAUGUGUCAGAGUUUGGGUACGAACCAUUUCAUCUACCGCGGGAUGAUUGUUGGUGGGCAGUCACGAGCUGUCUUAAUCUCGACGAUCUUCGAAAAAGCUAUGAGCAUCUCUGGUCGGGCUAAAGCUGGGGGUCGAGAGAUCAAGGGAACUGAAGUGGCCGAGAAGCAGGAUAAAGGCCAGGCAAAGAAGGAUCCCAGUAAGAGUGGACCAAAGUCUGUACCGGAUGCAGGACGCGGAAUUGCUGGUGACGGGACCGGAUGGGCCAAUGGAAGAAUCGUCAACUUGAUGUCCGUCGAUACAUAUCGGGUGGAUCAAGCAUCCGGAAUGUUCCACUUGAUCUGGACUGCCCCAUUAGCAUGCAUUUUAACACUGGUCCUGCUUCUCAUUAACUUGACAUACAGCGCUCUCGCAGGUUUUGGAUUACUCAUAGUCGGAUUACCCCUCCUGACGAAAGCAGUCAAAACCCUCUUCGCCAGAAGACGAGUAAUUAACAAAAUUACUGAUCAACGAAGCGCUUUUCUCGCCCGAAUAGAGGAAAUUCGAAGCCGCGAAAUCGGCGCUAUUCAGGUUCUGUUGGCAAUUCGAAACGCAAUUAACGCUGUGUCUAUGUCGCUACCGAUCUUCGCGUCUAUGUUGGCAUUUAUCACAUACUCACUAACAAACCACGGUCUAGCGCCGGCUUACAUCUUCUCCUCUCUUGCACUCUUUAACUCGCUGCGGAUGCCUCUCAAUCUGUUACCACUGGUAAUUGGCCAAGUCACCGAUGCUUGGUCGUCCAUAUACCGUAUUCAGGAAUUCCUGUUGAGCGAAGAACAAAAGGAAGACGCUUUCUUCGAUGCGGGUGCUAAAAACGCUGUUGUGAUAGAAAACGCCGACUUCACUUGGGAGCGAACAGUAACGCAGGAUCCGGAUCAGGCCAACCCAAAUGCGAAGAAACAAACAAAAGACGAAAUAAAGGCAGAGAAGAAAUUACAAAAAGAAGCACUCAAAGACCAAAAAACAGCCGCCACGGCUGAAUCCUCUCCGGACGAUCCCUCCUCUGGUGACAGUACAACCGACACCGCAAGCACUCUGACCGAGGAGAUGAAACCAUUUAAACUUCACAAUAUGAACUUCUCAAUUGGUCGGAAUGAGCUGGUCGCCGUUAUUGGCGGUGUUGGAUCUGGAAAGAGUUCUCUUCUAGCAGCACUUGCCGGCGAUAUGCGCAAAACGAGAGGUAAUGUUACGAUGGGUGCGAGUAGAGCAUUCUGUCCGCAAUACGCGUGGAUCCAAAAUGCGACAGUGAAAGAAAACAUUCUUUUCGGCAAGGAAAUGGAUGCAGACUGGUAUAGGCGUGUCAUUGACGCUUGCGCUCUGCAGACUGAUCUCGAGAUGCUACCAAAUGGCGACCUGACGGAAAUUGGAGAGCGAGGUAUCACUGUCUCCGGUGGGCAAAAGCAGAGACUCAAUAUCGCUCGAGCUAUCUACUUCGAUGCUGACCUGAUCAUCAUGGACGACCCACUGUCCGCUGUCGAUGCCCACGUCGGUCGCCAUAUCUUCGAUAAUGCAAUAAUGGGCUUGCUGAAGGACAAGUGCCGAAUUCUGGCGACCCACCAACUUUGGGUUCUCAACCGAUGUGAUAGAAUCAUUUGGAUGGAAGAUGGCAAGAUCCAGGCCAUAGAUACGUUCCAGAACCUUAUGAGGGACCACGCCGGCUUCCAGCUGUUGAUGGAGACGACGGCCGUAGAGGAGAAGCAGGAAACGGAAGGCGAGGGCGAAGAAGACGAGGUCGAGGAGGAGAAGAAGGACAUCAAGAAGAAACAGAAGAAGGGCCCUGCCUUGAUGCAAGCUGAAGAGAGAGCUGUCGACAGUGUGCCCUGGUCUGUCUAUCUCGACUACGUCCGCGCAUCUGGCAGUCUUCUUGUCGCGCCCUUUGUCUUGGCUCUCCUCAUUUUAUCGCAAGGCGCCAAUAUUACAACCAGUCUUUGGCUGAGUUGGUGGACAUCCAAUCGUUGGGGCUACUCUACCGGUACCUAUAUCGGCGUCUACGCUGCACUUGGUGCUGUUCAAGCCCUCUUACUGUUCUUCUUCGCCUUUAGUCUUACGGUAUUCGGCACAAGGGCAAGUAAGAGGAUGCUCGGUCGAGCUAUGAAACGCGCACUUCGAGCGCCCAUGUCAUUCUUUGACACCACUCCCCUUGGCCGAAUUACGAAUCGCUUCUCCCGAGACGUAGAUGUGAUGGAUAAUAAUCUAACAGAUGCCAUGAGGAUGUACUUCUUGACAAUGGCACAGAUCAUAUCCGUUUUCUCUUUGAUCAUCGCAUACUUCCAUUACUUCGCCAUCGCCCUUGGACCCCUCUUCCUACUGUUCCUCUUCGCGGCGGGCUAUUAUCGCGCAUCGGCAAGAGAGAUGAAACGGUUCGAGUCCGUUCUUCGCUCCAACGUCUUUGCUAAAUUCAGCGAGGGGUUAUCGGGGACAGCCAGCAUCCGAGCUUACGGGCUGAAAGAUCAAUUCGUUGCCAAUCUUCGAGCUGCAAUCGAUGAGAUGGACAGUGCCUACUUCCUUACCUUUGCCAAUCAACGUUGGCUAUCAACACGUUUGGAUGCUAUAGGUAAUCUCCUGGUUUUUGUUACGGGUAUUCUGGUUGUUACCUCUCGUUUCGAUGUAUCGCCAUCCAUUGCCGGUCUGGUUCUGAGCUAUAUCCUGUCUAUCGUUCAAAUGAUCCAGUUCACUGUCAGACAACUCGCAGAAGUCGAAAAUGGAAUGAACGCCACGGAACGUCUUCACUACUACGGAACAUCACUUGAAGAGGAGGCGCCACUUCAUACCGUCGAAGUGCGGAAAUCUUGGCCCGAAUCUGGCGAGAUCAUAUUUAACAAUGUUCAAAUGCGCUACCGUGAAAACCUACCUCUUGUGCUAAACGGCUUGUCAAUGCACGUUAAAGGGGGCGAGAGAAUUGGGGUCGUUGGCCGUACAGGCGCUGGAAAAUCCAGUAUCAUGUCAACUCUAUUCCGACUUGUCGAACUUUCAGGAGGUUCAAUUACCAUCGAUGGUCUGGAUAUUAGCACCAUCGGUCUUCACGAUUUACGAUCUCGUUUGGCGAUUAUCCCGCAAGACCCCACCCUAUUCAAAGGUACUAUCCGAAGCAAUCUCGACCCCUUCAACGAGCACACCGAUCUCGAACUCUGGUCCGCCCUUCGCCAGUCCGAUCUCGUCUCCGCGGACGCGAGUCUGGACGAUAAAUCACCCGGACGUAUCCAUCUCGACGGCAUCGUGGAAGAUGAAGGUCUCAACUUCUCGCUGGGCCAGCGGCAACUCAUGGCCCUGGCGCGCGCCCUCGUCCGCGGCUCCCAGAUCAUCAUCUGCGACGAGGCCACCUCGUCCGUCGAUAUGGAGACUGACGAUAAGAUCCAGCAAACUAUCGCUACGGGCUUCAAGGGCAAGACACUACUGUGCAUCGCCCACCGGCUGAAGACCAUCAUCAACUACGACCGCAUCUGCGUCAUGGAUCAAGGCCGCAUUGCGGAGCUGGAUACUCCAUACGCCUUGUACGAACGCGGUGGUCUCUUCAGGAGUAUGUGUGAUAGAGGAGGUAUCCGGAGGGAGGACUUCGAUGUCUAG
This is a messenger RNA of Amorphotheca resinae ATCC 22711, 4383 nucleotides long. RefSeq lists its product as hypothetical. Gene Ontology annotation, molecular function: ABC-type transporter activity; ATP binding; ATP hydrolysis activity. The transcript is spliced from 5 exons. Bases 1 to 4383 code for a protein of 1460 amino acids. Gene Ontology annotation, cellular component: membrane. Lineage: Eukaryota; Fungi; Ascomycota; Leotiomycetes; Helotiales; Amorphothecaceae. The record is from RefSeq and is a predicted model, not a curated record. Gene Ontology annotation, biological process: transmembrane transport.